Camellia sinensis is the source of this 2181-nucleotide messenger RNA. RefSeq names its product eukaryotic initiation factor 4B2 (gene EIF4B2). The record is from RefSeq and is a predicted model, not a curated record. Gene Ontology annotation, molecular function: mRNA binding; translation initiation factor activity. Lineage: Eukaryota; Viridiplantae; Streptophyta; Magnoliopsida; Ericales; Theaceae.
ACACACACACACACAAACGCAAAACCACCAACACUUCUGUAACCCUUCUGUCCCUACGCAUGCUCUCGGAGCUCCGGCUCCUUUAUACGGAGCUCUAGCGCUCUCUCUCUCUCUCUCUCUAAAAUAGUUUCUCUCUCAAUCAUUUUCCUAUCAUCACCUCUCUCUAUAUAUAUAUAUAUACACACAUAUCUAUAUACCUGCAACGUUUCUCAAAAUUUUCUUAGAUCUUAAGCUAUAAUAUUAAUGUCGAAAUCUUGGGGACCUAUCGGUGCAUCAUGGGCUGCCGAAGCCGAGCGAGAGGAGCAAGAGCAAGAAGCCGCGGCAGCCCUGGCGGCGGCGUCCGGCGGAGAUUCGCAGAGCUUUCCGAGCCUGAAAGAAGCGGCGGCAACGAAACAGAAGAAGAAGAAGAUGUCUCUGCAAGAAUUCGCGAUGCAGACUUCGAGCGCACGAGGGCUCGGAGGCCGGAGAGAUUCGCAGGGUUUGACGCCUCAAGAGAUGCUCCGCCUCCCGACUGGGCCCAAGGAGCGCUCCGAUGAGGAAAUGCAGUACGGCCGCCUCGGCGGAGGCUUCUCCAACUACGGCCGCUCCGGCGGCGGUAUGCCGAAUCGGAAUCGUGAUCGAGAUGCUGAUGGUGAUACUUCUUGGGGUGGUGCUGGUGGUGGUCGUAGAUCUUAUGGUGGAUUCGAUGAUGAUCGUAGAGGUUCACCUAGGGUUUCGGAUUUUGAUCAAACAUCUAGGGCUGAUGAGGAUGAUAAUUGGGCAAUGGGGAAGAAAUCGAUGCCUUCUUUUGAUUCUGGGCGUUCUGGUCGGUAUAGUUCGCUGGGUGGUGGUGGAGGUGGAGGUGGAGGUAUGUCUAGGGCUGACGAUGUUCAUAAUUGGGCGGCUGGGAAGAAGCCAAUUGGGCUAAGAUCUUCGAAUUUCGGUUCGAAUUUCCGCGAUUCGGGUCCAGAACCUGAUCGAUGGACCAGAGGAGGGUUUCGUGAUGGAGACCGGGAACAAGAACGUGAACGCCCUCGAUUGGUAUUGGAUCCGCCGCGAGUUGGGGAAGCUGUUGUUGAGAAUGUGAAGACCGCGAUAACUACAUUGAAUAAGCCGAACCCGUUUGGGACUGCGCGGCCUAGGGAAGAUGUAUUGGCUGAAAAGGGUCUGGAUUGGAAGAAACAGGACCUGGAAAUUGAGGCGAAGAAAACGAGUAGGCCAACGAGCUCGCAGUCUAGCAGGCCUUCGAGUGCACAAUCAAGCCGGUCUGAGGGUCCAGCAUUGCAGUCAAGGCCAAAGGUGAAUCCUUUUGGGGAUGCUAAGCCUAGGGAAGUCUUGCUUGAAGAGAAAGGUGUGGAUUGGAGGAAAAUUGAUUUGGAAUUGGAGCGUCGUCGUGUUGACAGGCCUGAGACAGAGGCAGAGAAGAAUGUGAAAGAAGAAAUAGACCAACUAAAGAAGGAACUGGAGAAAGAAUCUGCUAAAAAUGCUAACAGGGAAUCCCUGGAAGUGUCUGGUGAAGGCCAAACCAGUUUACAUGAUAUAAUACUUGGUAAAGAAAGGGACUUGGAACAGUUGAUCCUGGAAUUUGAUGAAAAAGCCCGCUUUGUUCAGAAAACCAUUGACAGGCCGGGUUCUGGAGCAGGCAGGGUUUCUAGCUUUCCUGAGAGACCUCCUUCUCAGUCUGGAGCAUUUGAAGAGUCUAGAAGUAUGGAAUUCAUGGAAAGGCCUCGAUCACGUGGCACUGGAGAUAUGUGGUCAAGGCAGGGUGAUGAGAUAAGAGGUUUUCAAGGUGGCAGAGAAAGAGGAUUUCUGGGCAACAGAGACAUGGACAGGCCAAGGUCGAGGGAUAGAUGGUAAGCGCUCCAGACGGUGUGGAUUCAUUGAGUUUCUCUCUUCUACUUUUGACAAUUAGAACAAAUAAUAUUUUGUCAACUUACUUUUAAUUUAUUUUUUCUCUUUGAUUUUGCCCUGCGGAGUGGGGCUAGAAUUAUUGAGUACGAACUCUUGCGUUGAUCUAGUGUUACAGAUUGGAGCACUGUAAAAUUGCAUUUUUUUCUUCCCUUCUUUUCAGUCAUGUCUCAAGGCAACAAGCCUGUUUUGUUUAUUGUUGUUUUUUUUAGGUACAUCGGAAAGUUGUUUUGUUUAUUGUUGUUAAGACUCUUAAUUUGUGAUAUGAUAUACAUUCAUGGCUUCUCUCUCUCA